Molecule: messenger RNA, 4347 nt
Organism: Myripristis murdjan (pinecone soldierfish)
Lineage: Eukaryota; Metazoa; Chordata; Actinopteri; Holocentriformes; Holocentridae
Gene: kcnk5a
Product: potassium channel, subfamily K, member 5a
Exons: 5
Coding region: 338-1930 (530 amino acids)
Biological process (GO): stabilization of membrane potential; potassium ion transmembrane transport
Cellular component (GO): plasma membrane
Molecular function (GO): potassium ion leak channel activity; outward rectifier potassium channel activity
Source: RefSeq, a predicted model, not a curated record
GGAGGCUGCACUACUUUAGCAGCAAGUGUUUCCCUCUGCGCGCUCCUACUACACUUUACGCACGUGGAGAGCGUUACUGUCGCCGCUGCGGUUCCACGCGCUCUCCGCCAGUUUAUGACCGCGUUGAAACGGUUUGGUCUCGAGCCCAAUGCUGCCGGAGACGGCACGCUUCACGCGCUUUUGCAGCCCCUCGCGCGGAGGAAUCGUCCCACAGAGCCCGUGAACAGACCUGUUGAACAUGAGGUCGGCAUAACCGGGCUCCUGUCACCGUGCGCCCCCUCCUCUCUCUGUCUGCUCCCUCUCCCGCGCUCUCCAAGUUGAGUCAUUGUGCACAAGAAUGGUAGAUAAAGGCCCCUUGUUGACCUCUGCCAUUAUUUUUUACCUGUCCAUUGGGGCAGCGAUUUUUCAAGUCCUGGAGGAGCCCAACUGGAAGCGGGCGGCAAAGGAGUACAGUGACCGAAAGGAUAAAAUACUUGAGGAGUAUCCCUGUCUGACGAAAGAUGAUUUGGAGGAAAUUUUAAAGGUGGUGUCUGAUGCUGCAGGACAAGGAGUCACCAUAACUGGCAGCAAGACCUUCAACAACUGGAACUGGCCAAAUGCUGUCAUCUUUGCCGCCACUGUAAUCACGACAAUUGGUUAUGGGAACAUUGCCCCCAAAACGUCUGCAGGCCGUGUAUUUUGCAUCUUCUAUGGACUGUUCGGUGUGCCUUUAUGUCUCACCUGGAUCAGUGAACUGGGCAAGUUCUUCGGUGGCAGGGCCAAGCACCUGGGUCAGUACCUAACCAAGAAAGGGGUUUCACUGAGAAAGGCUCAGUUUACCUGCACAGCUAUUUUUCUCCUAUGGGGUGUACUGGUACAUUUAGUCCUCCCACCUUUGGUAUUUAUGUCCCAAGAAGGUUGGACCUAUAUUGAAGGCUUGUACUUCUCUUUUGUCACUUUGACCACAAUUGGUUUUGGAGACUUGGUAGCAGGUGUGGACCCAAAUGUAGAUUACCCGACUCUGUAUCGUUACUUUGUGGAAGUUUGGAUUUAUCUGGGCUUGGCAUGGCUGUCUCUGUUCUUCAACUGGAAAGUGCGAAUGGUAAUUGAGGCCCACAAGGCACUGAAAAAACGCCGCAAGCGCCGCAAACUGUCUCUUGAUGAGCUCCGGCACUACAAAGAGAAUCAUAAGGCAGCCCUUCGUUUGCCGCCCACUCCUAAUGAUGUCAACAUUUUCAGCUUCCUGUCCAAGAAGCAGGAGGGCUACAAUGACUUGAUUAAGCAGAUUGGCUCCAAAAGAGAGCGUGGAAGUAAUGGCAUCACCACCAUCAGUAAACCCAAAGAGAUGAGUCGCUCCAAGAGCUGUAAUGAUGCUCCCAUGUCAAAUGGCCACACCAUCCUCAGUCUAGACCGUUCACCGCGCCAAAAGAGACGCUAUAGUUUCAGUGACCGUGUCACUGUAGCGUUUUCGAAGUCCAAGAACUACCUCCUUGGCUCAGACAAUGGCUUGCUGCUAACAGAGGACCACAUAGAUGGUGAGCUAGAGGGUGACCCGGAGAAGAUGUAUGAAAACCAGCUUGACAAGGAAGUGGACAUAGAGAAUGGAGGAGGAACAGGAGGAGUGGGAGGUUGUGGAGCAGGCGGUCGAAGGACAUGGGACUCUAAAGACUACCAGCCCCUAACCUUCCAAAAUGCAAACAUCACAUUUAUUGAUGAAGAGAACCUGCUGAGCAACAACCUGGAGGAGGACGAUGAAGAUGAUGAUGAUGAUGCUAAAGCAAAGUUGUCCAUCACAACAUGUGAUGAAAAUGUUGAGUUGGAGACUGACUCAAAGGAGGAUCAGGGCUCUGAAUCAGAAGGGUCUGUGUUCACCAGUGACGGGUCUGAGCAGGGACAGUCCUAUGAGAAACUUGUGGAGGAAUAUGCGAAGGAAGACAAUACAGACUCUUGAAAAAACCUUGUUGACUUGUUUAAGUCACCACAUCCUCCUGAUAUUCUGUUGUAGAUAAGGUUGGUGUUGAUGUAUAGGAGGUCUAAUGUGACUGAUUUCAAAGGAUAGUUUUUGAUCAUUCAGAUGUGCCUUGUCACCCUCGGUGUGAUUUGGGGUCUGAUAAUAGAAGACUGUUUUCCAAAUUCAAAGUGGAAAAAUUUCAAAGGAGUGGUCUUCUUAACGGAACAAUAAAAAAGGCCCACAUCACUUGGACUAUUAUGUGUUCGGCCUCCUGUCAGACAUUGAACAAAUGAUUUUCUAUGUCAUGAUAUAUAUGGACUAUGGGCAGGACAUAACUGCACGAAUGAUGAUCUGGUCUAUUUAUUUCUUUUAUACUGUUUCAACAAAUGGAUGCCAAACAUUUGUUGGGGUAUGUCCAAACUAGACAGAUGAAUUUGCCAUAAAUGUUUGUUUUUUCCCUUUAAGAUUGAUAGAAAAAUAACAGGAAAUGGCAAUUUAUUUUGAUUGCCCCAAGUUGCAAUAGUCAUAUUCACCAUAUUGGUGAUUUUAUAAUAUUUAUUAAAAUGAAGGAUAUAGUAGCCUUUUAUUUAUUGGCUACAUGGCUUGCAUAUCUCUGUCAUUGCACAAUUCCACCAGCUGAUGAGGACUGUUUAAAGUCCAUUUCAAUGCAGAUUCUUUUAAAAUCUGAGCCACACACUUGUCCUUAAAGAAGAUGAAGGGGUUAGGGGCUAAUUAUCCCCCUUUUUUAUGGUGUUGUCCUUGGUUUGUUUGUUUGUUGUUUUCCCUGGUGAAAUCUUUGUUUACUUCUUGUGUCUGAGAUUGCUGUUUGUUUUGACUGCAACCUAAAGAAUGCUGUUUAUUUCAAAUGCACUAGAGGUCAUCAGUAGCGCAUGGGCAACAACUGGGAGUCCCAGAACCGAUCAGAGUGAAGUUGGAAAGUAAAAGCAUCAAGUGUUUUUUGGACCAGAGUUGCAUUCAGUAGCACUGCCAUUACAGAUCUCAGACAAAAUGUGAAUAUCCUGCCCAACUGGCACUCAAACUUGAGGUUAUCUCUGUUUUGCAUGUUUUUGGUCCCAAGCCAUUUUUACUGCUUUUAAAUCUACUUCGCAGAUGGUCCUAAGGAAUCCUUGUGACAUAGACGCCCCACUCAGAAUGGACUCGAACUGCUUUUGCAAACACAAACUUUACCACAGUGUUUUGCUACUGACAGCAAACCAAAUACCUCUGUGUUGUGGUUUUUGGGCCUUUGAGCACGGUAGCGCAUAAUGGGGUAGAAACCCCUCAUUCACAGCAGCAAUAUUCUCACUUUUUGUCUCUUCUUAGCACUCUUUAACUUCUUUGUAUUUGCCAUGUAAAUAUUGGCUGAAAGCCCAUCAGUAGCUACAAACACUGCUUUGCUCAGGACAUGGUCGUCCUACUUGUGUUUGCAUUUGGGGGCUUGUGCUGGCAUGAAUAACUGAACCACAAGUUAUCAUCGCCAGCCAAGGUUAACUUGUGACAGAUCAAUAAUCUCUUGACGUAUGUUGUAGUCAUGAGACAAAGUCAGGAGUAUCGGUGCUCUCAAUUGAUUGUUGUUUGCACAUGAACACAAAACUCCAGUAAUUACUUCAUUUGUAAAAUGGAGUGAACAAAAUAUCAAGUCCAUUACUUUUCACAGUCUUACCUUGAUAGUCUCCUUAUUAGUUCCCCUCUGCCGUUUGCACAUGUUAACUUGCACACACAAAAAAACUUGAAACAGUGUUACUCUGCAUAGUUAGGGGGCAGUGUUGUGCGGUGUCACGCAGCACUACUUUAUAACCAGUCUUUUCAUUUAGGGCAGGUUUUGGGAAUGUCACAGAGAGGUGAAUAAUAUAAAGUAAAUACAUUGGGGUUUUUGAGGUAAUGUGGACCAUUGCCACCACCUCGGACCACAUAAUCCUCUAACCUGUGGCCAAUAGAUGACGGGGCCUAAAAAUAGUCCCACUGCCAAGCUGAGGAUAUGAAGUUCAACAUCAAUCUUGCUUGGCAGUGACUCACUGAAAUGGUAAAAGCAUUCACACUGGGUGUUUUGUCUUAUUUUUCUUUUUCCAUCAUUGACAUGAUAGACAUUUUGUGUGUGAAACAUUCCUCCCUCCCCCUUUGCUCGUCUUCCUAGACCGCUGAGUGCAGCAUUGUUAUGCAGCCAUGGUACUUCUCUGGACUGUGAUUGAAUUUCAAGCUUGUUCCAACAUUAUCAACAAAGAACAAGUUAUGUUGGUUUGACCUAUUCUCAAGUUUUACUCCUAAUGUUGCUCCAUGUGUGUACAACUUGCUCCAGUAUAUUUUCUUUUUUAUGAUUAAAUUAUUCAUGUUUUAAGAUUUUGUAUAUGAAAUCCAAACAAAACUGUAUAUUUCAUUUAAAAUAAACAAUUUAAUAAAACCUGUGCAUUGUUUUGCUA